This is a messenger RNA of Eurytemora carolleeae, 385 nucleotides long. RefSeq names its product adhesion G-protein coupled receptor G2. NCBI's taxonomy places the organism in Eukaryota, Metazoa, Arthropoda, Copepoda, Calanoida, Temoridae. Gene Ontology annotation, biological process: cell surface receptor signaling pathway; adenylate cyclase-activating G protein-coupled receptor signaling pathway. Gene Ontology annotation, molecular function: G protein-coupled receptor activity. Gene Ontology annotation, cellular component: membrane. The record is from RefSeq and is a predicted model, not a curated record.
AUAUCUAAUUCAUGUACUUUUCGCAGACAAAGCUUGUGAAUCAGGUAUUGCCAUCUUAGUGUGAAUAAUCACUUGACAUUAUGCUUACAGUUCCUUUAAGCCAGUUUUUGUUAUCGUUAUUGUUAUUGUUAUUGUUAUUGUUAUGUUUCAGUGAUUGAAGGAUAUUUUUUCUAUACUGCACUGGUAACUGUAUUUGAACCGGGGACCUUCUCAAUGAUAAAAUUCUAUGUAGUUGGAUAUGGAAUUCCAGCAUUAAUAGUUAUUGUAACAACAACAGUGAGCAUUGUAACAGAUGGAUUCCUGUAUUUAAGAAGGGAUGACGAAAACCGAGUUAACAGUUGCUUUCUUGGUGGUAAUGCUAUAUUUGCCAUGGUUAUUCCAGCAG